Molecule: messenger RNA, 2263 nt
Organism: Paramisgurnus dabryanus
Lineage: Eukaryota; Metazoa; Chordata; Actinopteri; Cypriniformes; Cobitidae
Gene: mxa
Product: myxovirus (influenza) resistance A
Biological process (GO): defense response to virus; synaptic vesicle budding from presynaptic endocytic zone membrane; receptor internalization
Cellular component (GO): nucleus; plasma membrane; synapse
Molecular function (GO): GTPase activity; microtubule binding; GTP binding
Source: RefSeq, a predicted model, not a curated record
GUUUUGGAAAAUGAAACUUAACUCACAUCCUCACUGGAAUCCAGUUUAACAGCAUCAGUCCGACCAGAUUACAUUUGAGUUGCGAAUCGACAGCGAUACUUGUCGUUGUUUAAAGAUGGAGAAGAGUUACACACUCAGUCAACAUUAUGAGGAAAAAAUUCGCCCUUGCAUCGAUAUUAUUGACAAUUUGCGAUCUUUGGGAGUGGAGAGGGAUCUGGCGUUGCCUGCCAUCGCCGUCAUAGGAGAUCAAAGCUCGGGGAAAAGCUCUGUUCUGGAGGCAUUAUCUGGCGUAGCUUUACCCAGGGGCAGCGGCAUUGUAACAAGAUGCCCACUUGAGCUCAAGAUGAUACGAUCUAAGAAUGAUGAAUGGCAAGGAAAAAUCAGCUACCAAGGCUAUGAAGGAGAUAUUGAUGACCCAGCAGUUGUAGAGAAAGAGAUUCGUAAAGCCCAGGAUGAGAUAGCUGGAUCAGGGCUUGGUAUAAGUGAUGAUCUCAUCAGUCUGCAGAUCAAAUCUCCCAAUGUUCCUGAUCUCACGCUCAUUGACCUGCCUGGGAUCGCACGAGUGGCAGUCAAGGGUCAACCUGAAAAUAUUGGAGAGCAGAUCAAAAGAUUGAUCAGGAAGUUUGUUACGAAGCAAGAAACAAUCAACUUAGUUGUGGUGCCGUGUAACGUCGAUAUCGCGACCACAGAAGCAUUGCAGAUAGCUCAGAGUGAAGAUCCUGCAGGCGAGAGGACUUUAGGCAUCUUAACAAAGCCAGACCUGGUGGAUAAAGGCACAGAAGAGACCGUGAUCGACAUUGUGCACAAUGAGGUCAUUCAUCUCACUAAAGGCUACAUGAUCGUCCGGUGCAGAGGACAGAAAGAGAUUUUGGACGAGGUCACGCUCGGUGAAGCCACAGAAACAGAGAAGGCCUUCUUCAAAGACCAUCCUCAUUUCAGCAUGCUGUAUAAUGAAGGUGUUGCAACUAUUCCCAAGCUGGCUGAGAAACUAACAAUUGAGUUAGUUCAUCACAUUGAGAAAUCCAUGCCUCGGUUAGAGGAGCAAAUCGAGGCAAAGCUAGCCGAGACACAGAAGGAACUGGAGGCAUACGGUACUGGACCACCAUCAGAACCCGCGGAAAGACUUCGCUUUCUUAUUGAUAAAGUCACAGCUUUUAUUCAAGAUACAUUUAACUUGGCAACUGGGGAGGAGGUUAAAUGUAAUUCAGAGCUCAUCAUUUUUCAAGAGCUUCGGGAUGAAUUUGCACGAUGGAAGUUGCUCUUGGAUCGUUCAGGAGAUAACUUCAACAAGAAGAUUGAGAGAGAGGUCGAUAACUUUGAAGCCAAGUAUCGAGGGAGAGAGCUUCCGGGUUUCAUCAAUUACAAGACUUUUGAGAAGCUGGUCAGAGAACAGAUCAAGACAUUAGAGGAACCUGCAUUAAAAACACUCAAGACCAUCUCAGAUGUGGUUAGAAAGAAAUUCGUCCAAAUGGCCAAUUGCAGUUUCAUCGGAUACCCCAAUCUUCUUAAAAUCGCAAAGACUAAGAUUGACGCCAUCAAGCAGGAGAAAGAAUCUCUGGCCGAGUCCAUGUUGAGGACUCAAUUCAAGAUGGAGCUUAUUGUUUACAGUCAAGAUGGCACAUACAGUCAAAGCCUUCAGUAUACAAAGAAGAAAGUGGAGGAGGAGGAGGAGGAGGAAAUUGCACAACGUAACCCUAAGCAGUCUCACCGUAUCGCUACACCUACAUUAUUUGGAAAUGCAUUAGUUACCACUGACUGUCAUGCCACCUUGCGCGAGAUGAAACUUCAUAUUCAGUCUUACUACUCUAUUGCCAGCAAGCGUCUAGCUGACCAGAUCCCAAUGGUGAUCCGCUACCUGCUUCUCCAAGAGGCUGCGGUGGAGCUGCAGAGAAACAUGUUGCAAUUCCUGCAACAGAAGGAUGCUGUAGAUGAUCUGCUUAAGGAGGACUACGACGUCGGCCAGAAGCGGGAAAAUUUACUUAGCCGCCAAAGACGUUUAUUGAAGGCGCGACACCUGCUGAUUACCUUCGGUUAAUGUAUAUUGCAAUAUUUUAAUGCGCACAAUCAUAUAAUAGUGGUGGAGAAAAAUGUCACAGCAUGAGUAGUAAACAGUUGCUUUAAUUCAUAGACAUUAAAUCGUAUAAAUUCUAUUGUUGUUUUAAUAUCUUUUAAAAACAUUUACAUUGCAAUACUUUUUAUUUUCCAGAAUGUACUGUUAGACAUAUUUAUUUUGCACGAAUGCUGCAUUAAAUAAUCAACUUUC